Molecule: messenger RNA, 3519 nt
Organism: Xiphophorus hellerii (green swordtail)
Lineage: Eukaryota; Metazoa; Chordata; Actinopteri; Cyprinodontiformes; Poeciliidae
Product: SLAIN motif-containing protein-like
Exons: 7
Coding region: 1876-3306 (476 amino acids)
Biological process (GO): positive regulation of microtubule polymerization; cytoplasmic microtubule organization; microtubule nucleation
Cellular component (GO): microtubule plus-end
Source: RefSeq, a predicted model, not a curated record
GUGUGCGUGGGUGGGUGUGUGUGUGUGUGUGUGUGUGUGUGUAGGUAAAUGGAGGGAAGAGGUUGUUAUACAGUGUGUGUCUUUUUCUUACUGCCGGAGGCAUGUCUGCAAACUGUAGAAGGGUGGCACACUAAGAUUGCAAUUUCAUCUAAAAGCCCUGCAGUCUUAGAUUACAAUGAACAGUGGGCUGAAACUUGAAUGACAAAAAUGUUUAUCAACCCAAACAAAACACGUGGACAUGUUUAGCAUGCAAAAACUAUGCAGUAGAUUUGUCUGUUACAGUGGCAGGGCACAGACUCAUUUUUCUAGUUACGUGAUUAGCCUGUUUAGCUUAGCAUAGCCUAACUACAACUCUAUUUUUAGCACCGUUAUGCUAACUCUAUUCAAUUUAUCAACUUUAUGGGUAAAAUUUGUAGUAAAGGCUCAAUUAAAUAUAAAAAUAAAUUAUUAUAAAGCCUUGCAGGUACAUUUAAAGACAAGGUGCACAGCAGCUGUUCUGACUGAUGAAAAUGUUUUGCUCUAAAGCAUUUUAUUUUAAGUGCAACACGCAUUUAACAUUUUUAUUGGUAAAAAAAAAAAAUGAAACAGAGCUCAAAUAAAAGUAAAGUCAAACGGCAACUUCAUCUUUUCUUUCUAUAGAGAGGAGGACAUAUUUGUCACCAUGCAUUUAACAGUCCUCACCGAGGAAAAUAUAUUUUUCUGGUUUCUGAGAGUUAUUGGCUCAGACCAAAACUCAGAAGUUUUUUUUUACAAGUGUUUUUCUAUGUCAUGAUGUCCGCACAUAAAGAGACAUGGUUAACACGUCAACAGACGUAGGUGUUAACCUUCAGAGCCAUGGAAAAGCAGACCAUUGUCUUCUGUGCCUUUAUGAUAUACACAUUUGUUUACGCACUGAGCCACGCCUGGGGCAUUCAAAGGUUCAAAAGGCCUUCACCUUUUCACGCCCCCAUCAACAUAUUAUUCCUCCUACGUUCUGAGGAUUUAUGUGGUGGAAUGAAUAUGCACUAAAUGAAAGACCUUAUGUCGCACAUGUUUUUCUGCUGCUUUCAUCUGUUAUGUACGUGUACAAAUGUAUCAUUUUCAUGUCGUUACAUUUAUCUGAACUCUUUUCUUAACUUUUUCUUAGCUGGCGUUUAACCACAAAACCAAAGAAGGUUUUGCUCUUCACACUUUGUGAGUGAAGAAGAAUCUUGAGUUUAACUUGGUAGUAAGGAAAGCUGUAAAUAAGUCUGCUUAUCCGCCUGUGGAUGAAAACCACACCUCUCAGUCUGGCCUUUGUCAAAUCAAACCAAGUCAAAUGAAUGUUUUGACCUUCUCAGCUCCCGUCACUGUAGGGUUCUGUUGUUUGUCUUACUGCAAUGUGGAGAGUCUCUGCUGGUCCCACUUCAUAAUCUUAUCGAUGGUCUUUGGACAAUCGAGGUCAUCAGGGAUCAGAAUGCAACAGGAUUUGACACAAGAACCACAACAAGUCCUCAGCAACAUCUAAUACUUAACAGAGAGAAGACAACAUAAAGAUAAAGACAUGGAACAUGGUGAUGUGUGUGACUGGCUAUUUCUGCUGCCUAAAUUUAGUGUCAAUAUGAGCCAUGACAGUGUGAUGCCGACUGGGUCGCUCUUUCUAAGUACCUACCUGUGCUAAUCCACUUAAGCUCGUGAUGCUUCUCUAAAUCCAUCCAAUCUGUUGAGUCCCUCAUUUAACAACCUCACUCAAUGAAUCUGGGUCAAUAGAUGUGACUGCUGCUGUGUGUGAUGAACAAAACCAGCAGAAUUUUCCAUCUUUAAAGAGCUGUUUUAACGAGAGCAAUUGAAGAUUUUAUCAACGUUCCCAGAUGGCAGCUUGGAGCCACAAGGAGGUUUGAGGAUUUUGCAGGGAAAAUGGAGCAUCAAGACCACACGAAAAGCAGCUGGAGAGAAUAUUCGUGCAGUCAAACCCAGGCAGAGUUUGGUGCGACAGCGAACUGGCCUGCGAUCAGUGGCGAGGUAAAAAGCAGCAAUGCACAGCUGGACGAACAGGCGCAUCUAUACUGCAACUUCUGGACUGAUUCUGAACCAGCAAGAGUCAAGAACUGGACCAGCAGAUCAUUUGCCAUGGAUGCUAGAUUAAGACUUGAUAGUCUGAAGUCUGGGUGUAAUUCACCGCAACCCUGGGGUAACUCGGACAACUCUUUAUACUACUAUGACAGUGAAAAAGACCUCUGGAAUGGUGGAGACGUAGAGGAAGAGCAGUCUGCUUUGGACGUGGUGGAGAUCCUUGAUAUAGAGGAAAGCAUAGGAGAUGAAGAGAGCUGGUUAUAUGAGCCUCCGAAUAGGCCGUCGUUCGAAGAGAGGGAGUCUGCUCUCAGGUGGUGUCGACACGUUCUGGAUAACCCCAGCCCCGAGAUGGAGGCUGCCCGUCGUGGGCUGAUGAACAAGCUGGAUCCAAGAUCAAGAUAUUACUUCUGCAGACAUGCAGCAGUUUCCACUCAUUCCCAGAGUGUCUCCUUGGGUUUCGCUCAGGACAAAACAUCAGUCAACACAUCACUCAAUGACCCUGACAGCUUAGAUCAUGCUAAGGUGACCCACCCUGAUGACUUCAUAACCACAGGCUACAGACUACAGGAUAUAACAGAUGUCCACAUAAUGGCCAGAAUACAGGAAGACAGUUUAAGACAGGACUAUAUUUCCAUGCCUGCUGCAGCUGCCUUGAGGAGAAACUCAGACCUGUUUUCCUCAUUUUUAAAUACCGAGGCUGACCAUGCUGGUGACUCCAGUUCCAGAAAUAAAAACACUGCUCCAGACUCUGCCUGCAGGCCCGGUCUGACAGCUGCAGGCUCUUCCAGCUGCAAGUUACCAACGCCAACGGCUAAGCAGGGCGGCCAAAGCCCAAAACUGACCAAACUUCACCAGCAAGUAACCCAGUUCAAGCUGCUGAGGCUUGCCCAGAAUAAAGCAUCGCCAGGCAGGAUGAGGUCACCUCUGCAGACAAGCCUGCGCUCUCUCCAGGCUGUCAGGAACAGCAGAAGCUUAGAGGUUGAUGUCAGCCAACCUGCUGGCCACAGCAACCACCAUCCCCCAGUUGUUCCAUCUUCCACAACAGCGUCAAGCCGUGCCGCGUAUCUGAACUCCAGCGACGUCUCCAGCUUGAUGAGAGAAUCCCCAGACAGAAUAACGGCGGUGAAAAGACCGCAGAGGUCCCAGUCCCUCAGUCCCAGCAGGAUUGCUCACCCUUCCAAGGGAUACCUGUCUGUUCGUGGGCGAGUUUUUGCCUCGCCAGACAGGGUGUCCACUGCGGCCUGGGGCAGGCAUGCCUCAUCCAUUCAAAGGUGAAAAAUUUCACUGGGAAAUCCCCAUUAGACAAACUAAUGAGGAAGAACACUAAAAGUGGCUUAAAAAUUUAUUUGUACUGUUUAAAACUUUAUCACAUUUGUCACACCGCAACUUCAAACCUCAAUGUGUUUUAUGUGACUAACACAAGGUAGUGCAUAGCUGGGAAGUAGAAAGCAAGUGAUGGUUUUUAAAAAUAAAAAUCUGUAAAGUGUG